GCGUAUCGAGCGCGCGCCCGCUUGGUGGGUGGAGCCGGGAAAAGGAAUGUACCUAAAGUAACGCUUCAACAGGUAACAGGCACGGGUCGCCAUUAAUAUUUUAUCCACAUCAAACGGACCAGGGCGGAGGGUGAUGGGCCUGUCAAAACGAGUGUCAUUGUGGUCAGUGGAAGAAGUGCUGGAGUGGGUGCAGGCUCAGCACCCAGCCCACAUGGGCACGCUCCAAAAAGCCAUAAUUAAACACGCUAUAUCAGGCCGUGCAUUGCUGAGAUUAAAAGAUCAUCACCUGGAGCUUCUCGGGUUGGAGGCUGAGGAACAGCAGCAGGAAAUCUUGCAGGGCCUCCUGCUUCUCAGAGUUCAAGAAGAAAUCAAUGAACUCAAUGACAUCUGCUCUGAGUGUUUUUCUACAUAACUGAAAGUACACAGAAGAAAUUCAGCUCACUUUUUUAUUUUCUAUCCAUUCAUUCAUCCAUGUGAAGGAGGGAGAAAAGUGGGAGUGCUGGAAAUAACAAGGAAAGGUGAAAGACAAAUCAAUGAGGAAUGAAGAGAGAAAGAAACCCAUUUCCUGUGUGAAAUGUGACCUGUGCAGAAGGAUGAGAUUAGUUUUUGUCUGAGUAUCUUUUUCUGAUGCCUUCUGUCCAUUAGUCUCUGUCUUUUGUCUUUCUCUGUUGUGGGUUUGCAUCCCAUCAGUGUAUUAUGCAGCGUAGCUUUAGGGAAGGCAAUGCCGGGUUGUCUGUUGAUCCAUCUCUCUAAGUCAGUAUCUAAACAGAUACUGGAUGAGUUGUAAUGAGGUGGUGGUGCUGUUUAAUGCUAAUUAGCAAAUGUUAGCAUUCCAACAUGCUAAAAUAAGAUAGGAACAUGGUAAACAUUAUACCUGCUAAAUAUCAACUCAACAUUGUCAAUGUGCACAUAUUGCCAUAUUAGCAUUAGCAUUUAGCUUAAAGCACCACUGAACAGCCUGGCAAAGCUGUAGACUCUUUUUUGUAAAGUGAAUAUUGAACAGGGUUACAGAAAAAUCCUCAACUUUUCUGGACUGGAUGCUUGUUUUGUUUUUUGAUACAUGUUGUCUAAUGUGAUAAAGGUGAAUCCUGUUUUAACUAGCUGGAGGAAUUAGAAUUUAUGAAUGUCCUUCGUGCAUGUGGUCCUAAAACAUUUUUUAUAUAAUGUCAUAUUUCCUUUAUAUGUGUAUUAUAGGUAUCAGUACCACUGCACAUUUUUAUUAUGUAAAAAAAGGUCAUGUCUAUUUCUAUACAUGUUUUCAUGGCACCACUACAGUGUGGUUGGUUGAAUUAAAAGUGCUGCUUUAGCAACACAA
This is a messenger RNA of Micropterus salmoides (largemouth bass), 1315 nucleotides long. Its product is annotated as sterile alpha motif domain-containing protein 12-like. The record is from RefSeq and is a predicted model, not a curated record. The transcript is spliced from 4 exons. Gene Ontology annotation, molecular function: protein binding. Bases 134 to 412 code for a protein of 92 amino acids. Gene Ontology annotation, biological process: cell surface receptor protein tyrosine kinase signaling pathway. Gene Ontology annotation, cellular component: cytoplasmic side of plasma membrane. NCBI's taxonomy places the organism in Eukaryota, Metazoa, Chordata, Actinopteri, Centrarchiformes, Centrarchidae.